Messenger RNA from Corythoichthys intestinalis (scribbled pipefish), 8800 nucleotides. RefSeq names its product gastrula zinc finger protein XlCGF57.1-like. The coding region runs from base 245 to 1693 and encodes 482 amino acids. Lineage: Eukaryota; Metazoa; Chordata; Actinopteri; Syngnathiformes; Syngnathidae. The transcript has 3 exons. The record is from RefSeq and is a predicted model, not a curated record.
AUAUUACAUUGAAGUUUCAGCACCUGGAUGUUUUUACUUCCGGUUUACGUGACACAACAUUUGUGUACCUAUCCAAGACUUGCCGUUGUUUUGUGUUCCCUUCUAACCAAGCAGCCUCCUUCAAAGCAUGGAUGCGACCAAAUACCACUGACUGAAGGCCAACGCUAUCCCAAACAUCAAGUCAAAGAGUAGAGACGUGGAAGAUGAAAUCAGUCCACUGCGAGCAACUGAAAAACGAUAGAAAAUGAGGAAUCCCGCAGACGUCACUAUAAAAGAGCUUCAGCCUGAGAAGCAUGCUCCCCUCCACGUUAAACAGGAAGAGUCGGAGAUGCCGUACAUCAAACAGGAGGCGGAGCCAGAGACCCCCAAGAUUAAAGAUGAAGAACAGGAAGAUGAAAUCACGAAGUGUCCAAUGACUGUCAUUGUGAAGAGUGAAGAAGAUGAAUGUCCAAACGAAGAGAGCGAAGCUUUGAAACAUUGGAGCGACAGCUCAUUUCAACACCUGACAACAAAAGGAGAGGGACGACCGCAACCUGACGGUUUGUUAGCUCCGCUCUCGGACAGUGACGACGUAACGUCACACUCUUCUGACUUUAACACAGAUGAGGAGGAUAAUGCCUUUGACCAAAAUGCUUUGAAAUCCUUAAAGUCAUCACUGGAAAGAGACACAAAAGAAUACGCGAAUGGGAAGCCUUUUGCUUGCUCACUCUGUGGUAAAAGAUUCACUCAGAAGAUUCAUUUAAAAAGACACACGCGUACACACACAGGUGAAAAGCCUUUUCCCUGCUCAGUUUGCCAUAAAAGAUACUUCACAAACACAGAAUUAAACAGACACACACGUACUCACACUGGGGAAAAGCCUUUCCCCUGCUCUCUUUGCGAUAAAAGAUUCUGUACAAAGCAAGAGUUAACAAGACACACAAGAACACACACUGGAGAAAAGCCUUUUAUUUGCACAUUUUGUGGUAAAAAAUUCACCCGGAAGGGAGAAUUAAUGCGUCACACAAGGGCACACACAGGGGAAAAGCCUUUCGCCUGCUCAGUUUGCCAUAAAAGAUACUUCACGAAGGCACUUUUAAACAGACACUCACGUACGCACACUGUGGAAAAGCCUUUCGCAUGCUCUCUUUGCGAAAAAAGAUUCUGUUCAAAACAACAGUUAACAGCACACACGCAUACACACACCGGGGAAAAGCCUUUUACCUGCACAAGUUGCGGUAAACGAUUCAUUGAGAAGAGAAAAUUAAACAGACACACGCGUACACACGCUGGAGAGAAGCCUUUCGCCUGCUCUCAUUGCGAUAAAAGAUUUUGUCAUAAGCAACAUUUAAUAGCACACACGCGUACGCACACCGGGGAAAAGCCUUUCGCCUGCUCCCAUUGCGAUAAAAGAUUUUGUCAGAAGCAUCAGUUAACGAGACACACAUUUACACACAGUGGAGAAAAGCCUUUUGUCUGCACAACUUGUGGUAAAAGAUUCAUCGAGAAAAGACAUUUCAACGAUCACACAAGAACACACACUGGAGAAAAGCCUUUUUUCUGUUCAGUUUGCCAUAAAAGAUACUUCACGAAGGCAGAAUUAAACAGACACACGCGUACACACACCGGUGAAAAGCCUUUUCCCUGUUCAGUUUGUGGUAAAAGAUACACCCGGAAGGAAGAUUUAAAGAAUCACGCUAAAAGACACCCCUAAUUUGCGUCUGGCUUACUGUUUUUCACAAUUUUACUUCUGAUUGUCGUCAAUACUUGAUGCUUCCCUUCUUUUUGUUGUUGUUUGUCCAAUUUCCAAACUUUAUCUGAAUCGUUUCAGAGAAGAUUUUGUCUUGUGCAUUCCAAUGAUUUAAAAUCUGCUUCAUUGUAGAAUUACUGGACCUUUUUAUCAUGACUAUCAAAUAUUGUUGUUCGUUACCGUAUUGGCCCCGAACAUAAGACGGCCCUGAUAAUAAGACGACCACCUCUUUUUCAAGACUCAAGUUUGAAAAAAGACUUUUUGAACACCAAAUUAAUUUUUAUACAGAAAAUAAUUACAGUACAUCUGAAACAAAUGAUUAUAACAAUAUAUUUGAGAGAAAAUGCAUGUUAUUUUGCCUCAUUCAAAUCUUAAUAUCUGUACAUUUAAAUAUGUAAACUAAAGUGCAAUCACAUUCGUAAAUGAAUGGCUUCUGGUUUUCGAAAUGUAAAUAAACCAAUUAGGCCUGCAGCUAUCGAUUAUUUUAGUAGUCGAUUAAUCGAUGAACUAGUUAUUUCGAAUAAUCGAGUAAUCGGAUGAGGAACAUAAAGUAAAAUACCUGUCCUCAGCCUUAAACGGUAUUGGAAAAGAAAAAUGAGGAUAUAUGUACAGCAAAAGAAAAAUUGGCUAACUUACAUAGCAAAAAUCCGCUAAUUGAAAUGCUAUGAAAUGCCAACUAUUUUUAACAAUGCUCUUAACAAAUAGUUCGAACACAUAUUCCCACAAAAAAUGGGUAAAUAUACAAACAGCUGAAAACAUUAGCUCAAACAAAACUUAGCUUAUGUUGGUCUUAACAGGGAGCAGAUGGGUUCAGCAAUGUGAAAUGAGGCAGACUAGAGGGCAGUGUAUCAACCCAAAUCAAUGCAAAUAAAGGCAAACACUUUCAAAACAAACCAUUACAAUGCCAUUUUAAUUAAACGAAUACUCGAGGCAGCAAAAUUUAAUUCGAAUAUUUUUUUCUAAUCGAAUACUCGAGUUAAUCGAUUAAUCGUUGCAGCACUAAAACCAAUCUAUUGUGAUAAAACAACAAAAUUGCAAUAACUGCAUUAACCAUCAAAGUGAGGUCUAACGGUAACUGUAGUCUUGAAACAAAUCUGAAUAAGGAAAGACAUUGCAAUAAAAUAAUGCAAACUGGUUAAACUUGAGAGUAGCUGAGAUCUGUCAUGACAGAACAUUACUCCUCAAGUUCAGCAUUUGCUUCAAUAAUAUCUGGCGCCAUCUCGUGUCGUGAAUGGGUAUAAUGUCUAGACCUCGAAUAUAAGACAACUCCCACUUUUUCAGUCUUAUUUGAAUGCAAAAAACACUGUCUUAUAUUCGGGCCAAUACGGUACUGACUGUCUGACUUGCUUUUUUUGUAAACUGUAUAUACGAAGUUUGAGAAUGAUAAACCGAUAUGACCAGAUAUCCGGUUCUACAGGUGAGAGAUACAGCUGUAUCGAUAGUAAAGGUACCAUUCGACAGUAAUUAGCCCUUAAAUAUUCAAUGAACCGAUAGUAGAGAUAGAAUUCGGCUAUCGCGAGGACAAGAAUCGGCUUCUAAUGCCUAGUUCAAUGCUUUGCUUAAUAUGAUAAUAAUUUAGCUUUUACUUCACAUGCUGCACAUAUGUCAUUCACCAACAGCUCACUUAGAUUGUGACCGCACGCAUGAUAUAAUAUGGAUAAGCACCACUCACAGUUGUGGUUGCCUCAACUUCCCAUGCAUUUCGGCAGAACCGCUUGUAGUAGGGCGGCGGGAGGAGGGAUGGGCUGCGCAUGGCCCCCCCACCCCCCCGCUUGCCCUCCCUCCCCGGGCUGGCUGGGUGGGGGCCGUGGCCCUGGGUUGGCGCCCGCGCGGUUUCUCCGCCCGUCUGCGUGGCUGUCGCGCGCCCGGUGGGGCUUGCGUGCUGCUGGAUGUGGUAGGGCAUGCUCGGGUUGGGGGUUCCGGUGCCGGGAUUGGCGAUGCGGCGGCGGAGGGUUGGUCGCCAACGGGCUUACACUCAUAAGAGAUUCACACGAUUACUGGGUUCUAGAUCACAGAACUGAUUUGUGUACACUCUACCCCUUUCAAUCACUUAGCUUAUAGUCUUAUAGACACCCCCACCCCCAUUUUCCUCUUUCACUGGCCAAUAGGCCCCCACAUGGUGUAAACCGGAAAUACAUCUCGCUGACGAUAGCACCAGCAUAUUAGUAACUAGUUUAGAUGUUCAGUGUAUUUCUUGUUGUUGUUUGUGUAUGUGUUUCUUUUCUUUCUUCUCUUGUAUUUCUUUUCUUCUGUCCCCCCGUAAUCCCUUCCUGUUCGCUGCUUUGUCAUAAUAAAAAGGUAUUUUGAAUGAUCACAAUGGGAGUAUGUCAGACUCUCAAUGUGAAACAUUAAAACUGUUCAGAAUCCGGGCACUUAGACUUCCAUUCUCUGUGUCAAACAGCUGAACAGGACAGGUUUUAAAGAAAUAAAAAAAAAAAAAAAAAAAAAAGAACCGCUAGUAGUAGCCGUCAUUACCCGAUCGUCACGGGCGUGUCAUAACGACGCGAGAGGUAACAAAACCACUGCUCCUUAGCGUUUUCUUCACCGCCCAAAACGAAACUAGUAGUGGCAAUGAAGCGACAUGCUAAAACAAUGGACAGUUUGAGCACCAAGCCAGCGACAUGCAGUGAUUGAUUUUCAACGCACCCAGGAAAACAAAAGUCAGACUUUGAAGUAAUGAAGGCAGCCAGAUCUGUUCGCAUGGGUCAGAGCUAGUGUGAAGCGGUACAGAGAUUGUGAGUUUUUAACGCUGAAAAAUAACCCACUACAAUGGUGGAAAGGGCGACAUAUAUUUUCCACGAAACGCAGUCUACUUAAACAUGAACAUGUGGAUCAGUUGAUCCUCCUCAAGAAAAAUCUGCCCUUCAAAAAAGAUAUGGACAGUGAUGAGGAAUAAAAAAUGUGGAAGCACAGCAUAAGUGAAUGACUGCUGUGUAUAAGGUUAAAGUAAUGAUUAUUGACCUGUCUGUGUAAAAUGCCAUGUUUUUAUUCCCCCAAUUAUACCAGUGGUAAAGCAUAAUUUAUUAUUUAUGAUAACACUAGCAGUUUUAAUUCUUUUUUUCUAGAGCUGCUGCAUAUAAUUAAUAUAUUUUGUUUGUAAGAUGUUUACGUUGAAAGUUUGCACUUCAAUUACUUACCUCUUGUGUUCAAAACACCAGGAAAUACAGUAAUUGAAUUACUGCACUUUAUUGUUGUCUGUCACUAGAGUUUUAUUAUCAAUCCCAUCCAACAAAAUGCCGGUCAUAUAGUAAGCCUUAUUUUUUUUCAUAGAAAAAUAAAACAUAACAUUGGAAUGAAAUUUUGUUGUUUUAUUUUGCUAUUACAAAUGUGGUCUUAUAUGUUUAAAAUACUGUACGAACACACACAACAAAUGAUUACUAUCGUAUCGUUUUCACUCUAUCGAACCGUAUCGUUCUUAAACUGUAUCGAAUCGCUCGGCCUUAAAAAUGUCUUGUUUUUUUAAUCGAAUCGUAACCUGUGUAUCGAGAUACAUAUCGAAUCGGCUUCAUCCCAGAGAUUAUAAAUAUUCAUAUUUUGGCCCUGACUGAAACUUGGCUUCAGCAGGAUGACUUUGUUAGACUUAAUGAAUCCACACCCCCAAGUCACGUGAAUUUUCACACAGCUAGAAGCACGGGCCGUGGAGGGGGGGUGGCAGUAAUAUCACACUCUUGUUUAGGUAUGAGCCCAAAAAGUAAAGCUAAUUACAUUUAUAACUCCUUUGAAAGUCUAGCACUAUCAAUUAUAGACGCUAAUUGGAAGAACCAAAAACCAAUUCUUUUCAUAGUGGUUUACCGUCCCCCUGGUCCCUACUCACAGUUUUUGUUAGAUUUCUCUGACUUUUUAUCUAGUACUUUGCUAAGCUGGGAUAGAAUUAUAAUUGUAGGGGAUUUUAAUAUACAUGUUGACGAUGAAGGUGACUCCCUUGGUAAGGCCUUUAAUGACCUACUAGAUGGGACUGGCUUCAUUCAAAAUGUAAAUAAACCAACUCAUAGUCACAAGCACACCCUGGACUUGAUUUUAACAUACGGUACGGAGAUUAGUGAUCUUAGUGUCCAUCCCCACAACCCCGUACUGUCUGAUCAUUUUCUAAUUACCUUUCAGUUUGUGCUUCAAGAUAAUCCGCCACUAGUGACUAGAACUCAGAUGAAAAGGACAUUAGGUGAUCACUCUGUUUCAGAGUAUAAACAGAUAAUUCAGCCUAUAUUUGCCUCCAUGUCAUCUAAUUAUGAAGGAAUGAUGCCCGGCCUUGCUGUUAAUGACGAGUUUGUUGAUCGUGUUCUGUUUACGUUUCGUACCACCCUCGAUGUCGUCGCUCCCUCCAAAUUAAAGUUUGUCAAGCCGAGACGAGCCUCUCCCUGGUAUAAUGCUGAAACACGCUCUCUUAAACAAUCGACACGUAAAUUAGAAAGACUUUGGCGCCGUUCCAACACAGAGCACACCCUCUCUGCCUGGAAACACAGCUUAGUGACAUAUAAGCAGGCCUUGCGUACGGCUAAAACUAGAUAUUACUCAUCCUUAAUAGAGGAAAACAAAAAUAAUCCUAGGUUUCUGUUCAGCACUGUAGCAAGGCUGACAAACAGUCACACCUCAAUAGAACCUUAUAUCCCAACCACCCUUAGCUGUGAUGACUUCCUAAAAUUUUUUAACAAUAAAAUCGCAACUAUUAGAAAUAAAAUAAAUGAAUCACUUCCAGUUAUUAAAGUGCAGACAAAGAAUUCGGAAUCUCCUAUAAAACCCUCUAAAAUAUUAAAUAACUUUACCACUGUAGACCAAAUUGAUGUAAUUUCAAUUAUAAUGUCCUCCAAACCAUCAACGUGCCUCCUCGACCCAAUCCCAACCAAACUUUUUAAAGAGACCCUGCCUCUAACUAUUGACACUAUCUUAAAUAUAAUAAAUACCUCAUUAGUUACUGGCUACGUGCCGCAGUCCUUUAAAUAUGCAGUUAUUAAACCGCUCUUGAAAAAACCUACUCUUGAUCCUGAUAUUUUGGCCAAUUAUAGACCUAUUUCUAACUUACCAUUUCUCUCCAAAGUCCUUGAAAGAGUGGUAAUUAAACAGCUCUGUCAGCACCUUCAGGACAAUAGUUUAUUUGAACAGUUCCAGUCUGGCUUUCGAGCUCAUCAUAGCACUGAAACCGCAUUAGUUAAAGUAACUAAUGACUUGUUACUUGCCGCUGACGUUGGAUUAGUCUCAAUCCUGGUUCUGCUGGACCUGAGCGCAGCCUUUGACACAAUCGACCAUAAUAUCUUAUUGCAGAGAUUAGAACGUGACAUAGGCAUUAGAGGUGCAGCCCUAUGCUGGUUUAAAUCAUAUUUAUCUAAUAGGUACCAGUUUGUCAAUGUAAACCAGCAAUCAUCAUCGUACUCUAGAGUUAGUUAUGGUGUGCCGCAAGGAUCUGUCCUCGGGCCCAUCUUGUUUACGCUGUAUAUGCUUCCUGUAGGUAAUAUCAUCAGAAAACAUAGCAUUAACUUUCACUGUUACGCUGACGACACACAACUGUAUUUAUCAAUUAAACCUGAGCAGGUCAGGCAAGUAGAAAAACUAAGCGCCUGCGUCCGAGAUAUAAAUACCUGGAUGAGCACUAACUAUCUUCUACUUAACCCUGAAAAGACAGAAGUCCUUAUAAUAGGCCCGAAAAGUGCUAGAGACUCUUUAUCUGCCCAGAUAGUCACUCUGGACAAUGUAAGUGUAGCCUCCAGCGCCACAGUUAAAAACCUAGGAGUUUUAUUUGACCCUGACUUAUCGUUUAAAGCACACAUUAAACAAACCUGUAGAACGGCUUUCUUUCACCUGCGCAACAUUGCCAAAAUUAGAAAUAUUUUAUCUAAAAGCGAUGCAGAAAAAUUAAUUCACGCGUUCGUUACAUCGAGAUUGGAUUACUGUAACUCCCUACUUGCAGCUUGUCCUAAAAACUCUCUAAAAGGUCUUCGCUAGUCCAAAACGCAGCAGCAAGACUUUUAAUAGGAACCAAUAGAAGAGAGCACAUCACCCCUGUGCUCCAGGCACUUCACUGGCUUCCAGUCGAGUUUAGAAUUAAAUUUAAAAUACUCCUUCUUACAUUUAAGACCAUUAAUGGGUUGGGGCCAUCUUAUCUCACCGAUGCUCUCGUUCCAUACCGCCCCAACAGAACACUCCGAUCUCAGAAUGCAGGUCUACUGGUAGUUCCCAGGGUUUAUAAAAGUACUGUCGGAGCUAGAGCCCCUGUUUUAUGGAAUCAGCUUCCAGCUAGUAUUAAAGAAGCCGAGACAGUCUGCACAUUUAAGAUUAGAUUAAAAACGUUCCUAUUCGACAAAGCUUAUGGUUAGGCUAGUUGAAGUCGGAGUAGACUCACAGUUUAGUUUAAGCUGCACUAGAAGCUAUAAUGCUGGGGGCAGUACAGCCGCUGAGUUCUAUCUCCUUUUCUUACUCUACCUACCACUUGUCUUACUUUAUUUCUAUUUUCCAAUGUUAAUAUCUAGUUGUCUAGUCUCUUCAUCACUAGUCACCCGGUGUCCCCUUUCCCCCCUCCCCUCUGGGGAGGGGCUAUUUUUCAGCUGCAGCCUCCUGACUGUCCGGACCCCUGGCUGGAUUGACGUCCUCGCUGCUACCCCCGUCUCAUCUGACCAGAGGGACCUCUUCUUGCUCCUUUACUCCACUGUAUUUUUACGGACUACAAUUUCGCUUGCUAAUUCCCAUUAGCCGUUCUGGGGUUCCUGUCUAUCCGUCCUGGGAGUGGAUCUCUCCUGACUGUGGUACUCCCCAAGGUUUCUCAUUUUUCUCCCAAUUGACUCUGGAGUUUUUGGAGUUUUUCCUUGCCGACAUGGAGGGUCUUAAGGAUAGGGGAUACCCAGGACUUGAACUGUAUCUAUUCAUCUUUGUUGCUUCAUUUCUAAUUGUGUAUCAUAUUGCCUCUGUAAAGCCCUUUGAGACCUCUGUUGUGAUUGAGGGCUAUACAAAUUGAAUUGAAUUGAAUUCCCAACCCUAGUGUAUAACAGUACUGUUUGUAUUUUAUUAAUCUCCUUAAUUGGACAACUAUGGUAUCGUGCUUCCAAUAAAUUAUAACAAUACCAUUGCUUUUAGCAGCCCAUUUAA